AUAUGAUCCGAGAGCGACUCACCGUCUCCAAGGAUGCGGCUCUUCUCCUCAAAUCCAUGCUUGCCAUGCGGGCUGUUCCGGAGGAUGGGCUUCCUCUGGACAGUUGUUGGAAGCGGAUGUCCCCCCUGAAUCUCGAACUUCCACUUCUUCAUAGUGACAAUGAGACUGACCUCCAGGAGUUUGGGAAUACCGACGUGCCCAGUUUCAGCAACAUACGGCUCCCUCUAGAAACUGUGGAUGACGAGAAAGAUGAGGGGUUAGGGUGGCCAGCCGCUUACUUGGAGUAUCCAAAGAUCCAUGAUGCCGAAUGUCAAGCAGAGAAAUUGGCUGUCUCAAGGGGCGUUUUGUUAUUCCUCCAGAAGGUUAUCCAUGAUGACUGGGGUCAGACAGAUAUUGUUGAUCUUGUUCAUGGGGGGCAAAGUGGCAAGAGGUUGGGUGUACAGCUUCUGACACCUCCCCUACUUCCUAUAUCCCCGCCCUUGACUCCUUAUAUUCCAUCAUCCCCUGGCAAUCGUCUCGAACUUCUCUCAGACAGCAGCAAUUCUCCGCUAGCCGAAUUAAAAGUGCUGGAAGAUCGCAUCAUGAAAGAUGAUACACUGUUACCAGGUCUCGAUCACGAAGCCUCCGACGAUUCAAUGCUGCUGGAUGAGGUCAGUUCCCUGCGAGAGGUUCAAGAGAAACCAGUCAUGCUAUCCAUGAAACGAAAAGCACGCGAUUGCAAAGUUGAAGGCCCACUCACGCCUCUAAACUCGGACUCUCCAAGCAAGAAACUGAAAUCCGUUUCUUUCAAAGAGAUGGUCUGCGAAUAUAUCCCAGACAUCACCAUCGCCUUGGACUCUGGCAGUGGAAGCUCUGAAGCACUUGGCAGCGUUGAUGAUGUCUACAGGCAGCUAGAAUCCCAUGCGAAAGAAGCGACUCGAAGACUGGAGAGCGAGAAGUUAUCCGAAGUUGAUACCACGAAGCGUGUUGAUGUUCCGCAUAUCGAUUCCAUAUCCAUCGUGGCUCCUUGGGAUGUCUUUUCUCGGAAGGUGAUGUCCCGCACCAUGACAAGCGAUGCCACCGAGCUGCAAGCUCAGAAACGAUUCCUCACUCAGGUCAAGAGAUCCGAUCUCGGGGCCACACCUACGUGGCAUGGGAUAUCCAAGCUUGAUCGGGAGCUGAGCUGGGCCGUCUUCCGCAAAGAGAUGGGAAGCAUAGCGUUGGAAGAGAAUCUGCAUGGUGGGGAGCUUGUUGAUAAAUUGCUUACCGAGCUUACAGGAGGCAACAUCGCAACGAGCUCCACUGAUAUCUGGCACAGAGAUGGGUUGCGUAUCCUUGAGGAUGAUAAUAGUGUCGAAGAACUGGACCCUGCCGAUUACGGAGCAACUGCUAUUGGGAAUCGCGAAGUAGGCUUAGGGCAUCAAUCGGCAGACGUGGAGAACCUCCGCCAGAAGACGUUUCUUGACGGCGAUCCGGGUCAGAAGUCCGAAUCAAGCAAGAAGAUUUCUCGCCAAGGAUCUUUGGCUGAGAAACCGGAUGAUAACACCCUCAUGUUUGGGGGCAAGUUUUCUACCUCCACCGCUCUGCAGAGAUUCAUGGAGAUACAUGGAAAAGCCCGCGAGUCUCAGUCGGCCAUGCAACAAACAAGCGCUCCUGGUGUGACGCCAACAGCGCCUGACCCUUCCAGCCGGAACCCGUGUGGUAGGGAGGUCACCAAACUAGUCUCACCAGAACCUCAACAUGCUGGUGCUUCACGGAACCGAUCCCAUCAAGAGCCGAAACUUCCUCUAAAACUACCGGAGAUACCAAAGCACCUGCCAGCCUGCUCGUACAUAAUGUCGUUCACGUUGCUCAGGCAGCGUAAUCUAUCCCGGGAAAUAAAAGCGCUGUAUCCUUCCGCUCACAUCAUAGAAAGAGACUUUACGCUACCCCACUCGCCAAGCGACGAGGCGGAUCUGCUUCUCUCCCCUUCCACCGGGCUCAUCUGUACAACACUGCAACAAAUCAAGCAAACGGCACUUCCCGGCCAACCUGAUCGAGCAUUCGUCAAAGAGCGGCUGUCAACGUUAGCAGCAAGAUAUGAAAGGCUGAUUGUGCUUAUCAGUGAGGGAUUGAGCGUGGAGGCAGAGUCGUAUGGUCGUGGGUCUCUGCACGCUGUUGAUGCUCGUGACAGAGACGCCAUGGCUCAGUUUGGCAACUUCGCAUCCAAGAUGGAUGUCGAGGUUUUCACUGUUUUCGUUCGGGGUGGGGAGCAAGCUCUUGCAAGGGCCAUUGUCAACGAAAUGGUAAAGUGGGGACUUCCUCAUGGAUUCAAAGACCUUGGUGAUCUGAGAUUAUUAGAGGACGAGACUACAUGGGAAGUAUUCUUGAGAAGAGCCGGGUUGAACCCUUUUUCUGCUCAAAUCAUUCUCGCCUCCUUCAAGCACCCUUAUGACAUGCCGCUUCGUGCAGGUUCCCCCUACUCCGCUGGUGAAUCCCAAGAAGUCCUCAAAGUAUAUGGACUCCCCGCAUUCCUCCUUCUCGAACCAGAAGAACGCAUCACCCGGUUUGAGGUUCUGAUGGGCGGGCGCAGGGUGCUCAGCCGUAUUAACGAGAUGCUCGAGAGAAAAUGGCCCAGUGCAGCAAAUGGUUUCAAAAUCUAAGGGCUAUCUUCCACUUUCCGGAAGGGAUCUAUGUUGGAGGCAUGUGCUCGAUGCAUCUACCGGGUUGUUACCUCGGGAUUACUGCUCUUACAGUGAAUAUUUCUCUGUGCUCCUUCUGGACGAUAACAUAUUCCUCAAGCGCAUCAGGCGAGUUUUGAAUCACGGCCCUGGCAGAAGCGUCGCGGAAGGCUCGGUGUCUAACGACUUUCGCCAAGUGUAUUCACUUCUAGACCUGGGAGUAAUUGGUUCACAUUAUUUUACCUUAAACUUCUACAGCA
Messenger RNA from Westerdykella ornata, 2899 nucleotides. RefSeq lists its product as uncharacterized. The annotation marks the transcript as partial. Lineage: Eukaryota; Fungi; Ascomycota; Dothideomycetes; Pleosporales; Sporormiaceae. The transcript has 3 exons. The record is from RefSeq and is a predicted model, not a curated record.